This is a messenger RNA of Hydatigera taeniaeformis, 1017 nucleotides long. NCBI's taxonomy places the organism in Eukaryota, Metazoa, Platyhelminthes, Cestoda, Cyclophyllidea, Taeniidae. The record is from the annotation of a GenBank genome assembly.
AUGCCCACAAUUCGUCCAUCUCCACUUUCACUCCUCCAUGGUGACGGAUCAGAUCUGAUAACUUCAACAAUGGACGAUUUGUUUGAUUGCGGCGCAUUUGACGACAAGCCUCAAGACAGUGAUGUGAGAGACGGAAAAGAGAAGAUACUCAGCUCGUUGACAUUGACAAACCUAGAGAAGGUGGAGUGUAUGCAAGUUGGCAAGGAGUUACCUUCCAAUUUGCGUGGUUACUACUCUCCUCCCACUUCCUUCAUCAUACCUUACUCAAAUUCACGAUCCUCUGCUACGGCUACCACCUCUUCACUCUCGCCUCAGCCAUUGCGUCGCCAUUUGUGUGACUUUGCAUCUGUCAUACUAUAUGUGCUUACCGAGUUGUUAAAAGUCACCUCCAGUGCUAGAGGCUGUGUUAACACGAAUACCCUCCUUCCAGUAGCGAAAACUGAUUCACGACCACCUCGUGGAGGCCUCCUUGAUGAGGACCACCAGUGGUCACUACCUGGUGGUCAACCGUUCCAACACGUUAAGCCGACUGUUUUGUCAAACGAUAUGCUACUGAUCCACUCUGUCUGUGGAAGGCACCUUUUGAAGGAGGUCACCCAACGCCUCGUAUCAGUUGACAGCCCCAACAGUGGUGAGUUGUCAUCGCAAGUGUUUGACUCGCCUAAACUGCUACGACCUUCCAACUCACUUUCCUCUGUGCGUCGAGAGUCGGCUUUGGGCAGUCCUGUCCUGUCUCGAAGACCUUCGAGUCAUUUGGGUCAAUCACCGCAUCAUCGUAGCUCCAAAUCUGCGCUAAGUGCGCUUCUCGACAGUUGGUUUGCCGAUGUUAUCGCUUGUCCCUCUGUCUCCCACUACAACACCAUUUGUCCAUUCACCACUGACCAAAUUGUCUCCUUACAGCCUCCGUCACUGCUGGCUGGGGACGAAUAUCACAUGCAGUUAGGGGAGGGGGUAGCCAUUAUUAACUCUUCAGUACGUCCCUUCAUUUCCUUGCCCCUCAAUCUCUUUCUUCCAUGA